Manihot esculenta (cassava) is the source of this 2434-nucleotide messenger RNA. Its product is annotated as exocyst complex component EXO70B1. The coding region runs from base 342 to 2300 and encodes 652 amino acids. Gene Ontology annotation, molecular function: phosphatidylinositol-4,5-bisphosphate binding. Gene Ontology annotation, cellular component: exocyst. NCBI's taxonomy places the organism in Eukaryota, Viridiplantae, Streptophyta, Magnoliopsida, Malpighiales, Euphorbiaceae. The record is from RefSeq and is a predicted model, not a curated record. Gene Ontology annotation, biological process: exocytosis. The transcript has a single exon.
UCAAACGUUGACAAAUUUCUUACUCUAUAAACAAAUAAUUAUUUUCAAAAAUCUUCAUGAUAUCGAAAGGAGGCAAAAAUCUUCAUGGGGCAGCACCACCUUCUCCAAUGGGUCAACGGCCAAUGAGCCAUGUCCACGUGGCCCUAUACUUAACGGUCAACAUCUCCGCUUACACGUCCUUCCCACUUUCCUUUCCUCCCUCCCUCUCCUCCAAACAAAUUUUAGCAACAAUCUCAACAUGAUCAAUCUUUCCUCUAUGAUUCUUCAACUCUCUUCCUUUCUUUCUGCAUUUCAAUAAGCUUCCUGUUAAAUUCACAUGAAGGGAAAUCUUUCAAAACCUUAUGGAUCGUAAACCUCCUGAGAAAUCCGUUAGUUUUUCAAGAAACGCCGAUGGUUUUGCAGGUCGUGAACAAGACCCUGCAAUGGAGGCUAAUAAGCCUGAGGAGGCUUCCCCUGUUCCUGAAUCAGCACUCCCUCAGGUCCUCGAAGAUGUUGAUAGAUUUAUUGACACUUUGUCAAAGAUAAAAGAUAAGUCUUUAUUGAAAUCUAAUCCUUCUGAGAUUCCAGUCUGUGUGGAAUUGUUGUUCAAAUUAUCUGAGACAAAGAUUGCCAACUACGAUUCCAACAGGUUUGGCCAAAAUCAACAAGACGAUGAUUCAUUCUUUGAGUGUUUAACUCGCAUUUCCAGGUUGACAAAUUUAUUCAGCGAAUUUACUUCCAAUCCAAUAAUAGUUGAUCCCUUCAAUAGAUCGAGCAAUCUCUUGCAUCUGUCCAUUGCUUUGUUGGACAGCGAGUUCAGAACAAUUCUAGAGAGUUGCAUUCGCAUUCCCAUCCAAAAUAUUUCAGAUUCUAAGACCCCAAAAGCUUCAAAGCAACAAUCUUUUGGUCCCAAUCAUCAGGAUCCUGAUCGAACCGAACCAGAACCAACCGAAGACGAGCAAUUUCCUGCUUAUUCCCAAGAAUCAAUCUCCAACAUGAACAAAAUCGCCACUGCGAUGAUCUCAUGGGGUUACGAGAAAGAGUGUUGUGUGGCUUAUAACAUGGUAAGGAGAAAUGUAUUCAACGUCGAAUUAGAUAAACUUGGAUUCAUCAAUACAAACGUCGAAGAUGUGCAGAAGAUGCAAUGGGAAACCCUGGAAGGAGAAAUCGUUGCAUGGACUGAUAUUCUUACGCAUUGUUACUCAGUUCUCUUCGCUGCCGAGCUGAAGCUUUGCAACGUAGUGUUUUCAGGUUACCCAUCCGUCUCCCAGAGAUUGUUCAGCGAGCUUGCGUUGGUGGUGACUGUAAGGUUUCUCAAUUUCGCUGAAGCUGUUGCCUUGACAAAACGAUCGGCGGAGAAACUAUUCAAGUUCUUGGACAUGUACGAGGCCUUGAGGGAUGUGAUUCCUGCCAACGAUAAUACUUAUUCCAAGGAAAUAAAAUCCCAAUUAUGUACUGCGAAAAGCCUGCUCGGAGAAGCAGCAGCCAGCAUUUUCUGUGAUCUAGAGAAUUCAAUAAGGAGAGACCAUAGCAGAACUCCAGUUCCAAGCGGUGCAGUUCAUCCCUUGACUCGUUACACCAUGAAUUAUCUGAAAUACGCCUGUGAGUAUCAAAACACAUUGGAACAAAUCUUCCAACAGCGGAUGAAGAAUGUAGGAGAUGCCGGCGGAAAGAACAGGCAGUGGGAUGCAGAGAUCACAGAAGGCGCCAAUGAAGAUGGCACCCCAAAAACGUCGCCAUUUUCGGUGCAGCUAAAUGGGAUAAUGGAUUUGUUGGAUGAUAAUCUGGAAAUGAAAUCAAAACUCUACAGAGAUCCUGCAUUGCGCUACGUGUUCUUGAUGAACAAUGGAAGAUAUAUACUGCAAAAGAUCAAAGGAUCAACUGAGAUUAAUGACACAAUGGGGGCGACAUGGUGUCGAAAGCGAUCCACAGAUCUGAGACAAUACCAUAAGGGAUAUACAAGAGAAACUUGGGGCAAAUUAUUGCAGUGUCUGAACCAUGAAGGGUUGCUGGUGAACGGGAAGGCGGUGAAGCCUGUAUUGAAGGAGAGGUUCAAGAUGUUUAACUCCAUGUUUGAUGAGAUAUAUAAGACACAGAGCACAUGGGUGGUGAGCGAUGAGCAGCUUCAGUCUGAGCUUCGAGUUUCGGUGUCAGCGGUGGUUAUUCCGGCUUACAGGUCAUUUCUGGGGCGGUUCCAGCAAUACUUGUCUGCGGGUAGACAAACGGAGAAGUAUAUCAAAUUCCAAGCGGAAGAUCUUGAGAAUUUGAUUGAACAAUUGUUUGAUGGAAACCCAAAUUCCAUGAGCAAAAGGAGAGCAUAACAAUCGUUCAUGAAAACGAAUUUGGAAGAACAGAAAAAGAAUCCCUAGAUUUUUUUUUUCUCAAUCUGUUCAUUGAGGUGUUAUAUUUAUCUGAACAAUGUUUCAAUGUGAAGUUAUUUGAUUUUUUUGUUUGU